Messenger RNA from Caenorhabditis auriculariae, 4023 nucleotides. The record is from the annotation of a GenBank genome assembly. Lineage: Eukaryota; Metazoa; Nematoda; Chromadorea; Rhabditida; Rhabditidae.
AUGAAUAAUCCAGGUAUUCAACUUGCCAAUCUUAAAGCUUCGAUCACCCGCUUGGUCAAUGAGGUAACUUUUGUAUUAAUGCAAAAACUAAAGACGAAAUAUUUUCAGACAUCGGCCGCCAAUGAAUGUGCGAUUAGAACUGACUCGGCUCAUUUGAAAAAGCUGAAACAAGCUAUACGUCAUGAGAGUAAUGUUAUAGAGCCUCUUGUUGAGUCCUGCUUCGAGAAAUUUCCGGUUUCAAAAAUGUUACAGGAUUAAUACAUUUUUCCCUUUUUUUUUUGCAGCGCAUGGAUUGUGCAGAUCGAGCAAUUCUCCUAACUUUUCUCGAUUACUUUUUCUCUCGAUCCCAUAUGUUCCGCACUUACGUACUGAAUAGAAUGCAUGUAGGUUUUCUGAAUUCUUUAAAAAUGUAAGUUAUGAGUUAAGGACCUUCUGACUUAUGUAUGCGAAAUUGAUCCGCAACGAAAUCCUUUGCCUCGAUAUCGAUCCAAAGAAUUAAAAGUAAGGGAAAGAAAAGAUCAUAAAUAUUCUUUUUAUUCAGGUUCUGGCAAUUAAAAUUAUUAAAGAAUGGCAUGUGAGAUUCGCGCCCGGAUACGUCAAACUGGCAAACGUGGCCAGUUUUUUGAGCGCUUCAAAAGUAAAUUAGCGAUAUUUUAUUGAGAUAAAUAUCAUCUUGAGGCUUUGGACUACGAAGGCAUGAAUGCCGAACUUUUGGCCGAAAGAAGGAGAAAUGACGAAGAGGAUCGAAGAAUUAGCAUGAUGGAAGAGAAGGUAGAGUUUAGAAGAAAUUGAAAACCUUCUAAGGUUAUUUUUAGUUCAUCCAUUCGAUGCGAGAAAAAUGGGGCAAAUUCAAACCCGAUGUUGUUCGCUGUUUGAAUGAGGUUUCUUUUCAUUAAUAAAAUAAAUGAUUUUUUUUUUUCAGCUCGACUCAGCCCUUUGCAUUUUGGUGCCGCCGAUUGAAACGGAUGUCCAAACAGUGGGAAAUAAGCAGAAUAAGGUUGAUAUCCAGUAAUAAAACGGAAAUCUUAUGCCGUGUUCAAUUUGAUUCCGCGAAAUGCAAAAUACCCGUUAGAGAAAGAAAAAGAUCACUAAAUUUUGGAGAGUCAGAGAUCAUUUUGCAUUUCGCGGAAUCAAAUUGAACACGGCAUUAGUAAUUUUCUGAUAAAAUUGUUUUAUGUAAAUGUUUAGGGGGUAUUAAUUAGUCAUUAGAUCGUUUUUUGACUUCAUAAAAAAAUUUCAUUUCAAGCGUUUAAGGUUGAAAAGAAAUCCCGGUAUUUUUAAGGGAAAAACUAAAAAUGAGGAUAUUGAUGCGUUUUCUGCUGCAAAAAUAAUUGAUUUUGAAGAGAAAGUUUAUUUUUCAGUUUAUUUUUCUCUUUUUUGGAAUUUCCCUUUGUUAUCCAACUUUCAAACUAUUGGCUCAUUUUAUUGAAAUAAGUACGUUUUUUUGAAACUCUUGAUUUAGAAGUUAAUAACUUUUAUCAGUUUUCGUACGUGCUUCUUGUAAUUUUUUUGGAAGAUAAUACAUGAACUUCUAGCUGUAUAAAAAAAUACGAUCAAACUGACGUUGCGUAUUAUUUUUUUAUUUUUUUCAUUGCCUUGGUAUUUAGUACAUAUAUUUAACUGCACGAGAAAAAAAAAUAACUUUACAAUUUGACAUUUUGUCAUCCUAGAAGUGUUGACUUAAAAGUUCCAUUUUUCCUUUUAUCAAAAAUUCAAAGUUCAAAGGAAAAAUAUUAUUUUAUUUUGCUAAUCAAUUUUCAGCAACUGCACGGUUUCGGCGAUUCUGAUAUCGUGACGGUGACUUUGACGUCUGUGAAUCCAGUCGUCGUCGUCAGCUCCGAAAACGACGCCCUCGUUCAAACUGUCAUCGACGGCCGGACCGUUAUGGCGACCCAGCUGAAAAUUAUCGAAAAGUAUAAUUCCAAGUUUUUCAGAAUUGAUCAAUUUUUAAGGUACCUGAAACGGCUCACUAGCCUGAAAACUAACGCUGCCGACUUUCUCAAAGACUUGGUUGACCACAAGUCUCGCCUCGAAGCUAUGAAACAGAAGGCCGAAGAGUUGGAGAUCAAGGGGACCGUCAGGAAAAUCAGAGGAGAUAAGGCGGAUGGAGAGGAGAGCGACAGCGAUUGGGAAGACGUCGAUGACAAGAAAUGUAGGUAUUCAGAACGGAUUUAUCAGGUUUUUGAAGGCGUUUAUUUUUUUUUUGUCAGGUUUUUGAAGGCCCAGUGAGGUUUAAAUUAACUACUAGGAACGGAAUGUAUUUUUAAAGUUGUUUUUUGCCCUUUGAGUUUAUGUUUUGGUAGUUUUGAUACAGAAAUAAUUUUCUGCGGUUUUUGACAGACAAAAACCAAGCUGCUGAUCAGAAAAUAAUUAUUACUGUUUUGGAGAAAAUCUAGGGCGCUAAUGAACACGAUUUUGUAACGUUUUGUUACUUCUACAAACACGCUAUUAAUUUUUUUCAAAAUGUAAGGCUUCAAGUUGAGUUUUCACACAUCACUAAAGAUCGGACCGCUAUUCUCAUUUUUGGCAUUUUCCUUACCUCAGAAAUAUAAUAUAUUCGAAAAUAAUCUGUAUAGACUGUUCAAAUUUCCAUGCUGGGUGGUUUGAAAUAGGUCUCGUAGCGAUUAUUCGUUUCUUCGUCUUUCGACGUUUUUAUGCCCUUGAAAACAACCUAGCAGGGUCCUUUAGUUAUGAUAUGUGAAUUUUUUUUUUGAAACUCACGCUCUAAGCACUCUUUGUUGCUUCUUCUAAAUUUUUCAUGUGCCCCAAUUUUCAGUGGAAGACUUCGCUAUGCCGAACGAUACCCCCGACUAUAUCAUGGAUAGACUGGUGAAAGAUGAUUCCGAAUACUUGGAGCCGUGCGGUAGCCAUGAAUUCCUGAAUCUUCAAACGGUGCGCAGUUUUCAAAAGAUUAAAAAAUAAUUGCUAUGUUUCAGGACACUUUCGAGAAGGAGGAGGAAGAAAAGCAAGAAGAAGAAAUCAAAAGUGAGAAGCCGAAGAUUCCCGUUUUAUCGUAUGGCCUGGACCUCAAGUACUGGGGCGACGACCGAAAAGGCGUCAGAAUCCCCAAAAACGACGCCGGUUGCCAUCGUUUCUGGCGCCCGCCAGAUGAUGAGUGGAGUGUUUCAGAAUUGUUAUAAAAUGAAAAGAUUUGGAGGAGAAUUUUCUUAUCUACUAUGUGCAAAUCAAUGUAAUUGUAUCGAGAAGAACUUCAAAAAUUAACCUUUCUAAGUUUCAAAAUUCUCUUAGAUUUGUACUUUUUUUUAUGAUGCUCGUGUACUUGAAGGAUUUUGAAAGAUAAGUUUCGAAUUCGAAACAGUGACCAUUUUAGAGUGGCAAGAAGUUUAUAAUAAAUAGAACCAGUUCAGCGAGAAGUUCCUCUUCAUGAUUCGAGAUAAUUCAAGAAGGAGCUUUUCAGCGGAACGAUGCUCCAGCAGGACGACGUCUAUCAAACCCGGGUCUUCACCUACGUUGGCGAAGAGCGGAAAAGUGACAAAAUCUGUCGGACUCCACUUCCCAGCGGAAAACUUUGUCCCCGGCGCGAUUUUAAUCGGUUUUCCUAACUAGUAAUCGAGAAUAACUUUUUUCUUUCAAUUCCAGGUGCCCAUUGCACGGUGUGAUCGUGGAGAGAGACGCUUUAGGAUUUCCUUUGAAGCCCGUCUCCGAAGGCGAAGGUUGUUCCUAUUUGAUGGAAGCGGCACAAAAAGAGGAGGAAGAAUAUAUGAAGUACAAUAUAUUAUAAAAAAAAUCUGGUAAAAAUUGCUCUUAAGAGAUUUGGAGCAGCAGACGGGGAAGUCGAUUAGGAUGGUCAAGAAAAAGAUUUUGAAAAAAAUGACGUUUUCACCUCGCGAAGGGGCGCGCCAACGGCUGGAGGUCUGAAUUGUAUCGAAUUAGGAAAUGAAAUUCAGUAUUUAGAAAAAGCUUCUGGACCCGAAAGCUGUCAAACGAGUUUCGGAGGCUCUGGACGCCGCUCGGAAGGCCAGACUUGAGAAGACUUUCGGCCAUCAAUUUUCCCACAUGUAG